Messenger RNA from Cylicocyclus nassatus, 1164 nucleotides. The record is from the annotation of a GenBank genome assembly. NCBI's taxonomy places the organism in Eukaryota, Metazoa, Nematoda, Chromadorea, Rhabditida, Strongylidae.
GAAGCAGAGGGCCGUGCGCGACGCGCGAUUCCGGUGCAUUGUCCAGUUGUCCACGCUAGUUAUGAUCUGCGCGAACACGCCUGCUUCGCUCUCCAGCCUGGUGAUGUCGUCCGGUCAGGUGCUGCUGCUGGUCCUGCUGCUGCCCCUGGCCUCCGGACAGCUGCUCGAGAUAUUCGGACUCUCCACCGGCGAUGCAGGAACCGUGGAGCGACAGUCGGCUUUCCAUGACUUAGCCACACAAUCCGUUGGACUUAUCAACUACCUCCAGCGAGUCCAGCGCAAUCCCAACAAUCAAUUGGCGAAAAAGUUGCGUGAUCCUCUACCUUCUAUGAACUUCAUGGAAGGAAUACCUGUGCUACCCGGAGUGAUGGGCAAUCUCCCCGGAGCUGGAUCUUGUCUCCCUCGUGGAUCACCUCUUGUUCGAGACAAAUCCCCCAGCCUCUUCCAGAACAUGCUUCGUAAUAUUCCUGGCGCUCACGAUUACCUAUCAAGUUUGUUGCCUUCACCCAAAGUUGAUAUUGACGCACUUAUGGGGAAGUAUCAGUGGGCGAUUGACACGCCGUCUGCUCAUAAUCGUUUCUGUCCUACGACUGAAUUCCAGCGAACCGCUCAAGCUGGAAAUUCGUCAUCUUUCAGUCUUCAAGAAAAAUUCCGAACAAACAGCGAGGAGGGCGGAGAAAAGGUAGCGUUCGGUUAUGGAAUUAUCACAGGAGAUCGCACUUAUGUUUACAUGCAAGAUGAUCCUUGUCCAUAUCAAAUUGUUCUGGUAGGCCCACGCAAAGGAGGAAAAGGACAAUAUGAAUACAUUAUUCUUUCAAAUUGGGCCCGGUAUCCUCUUAUCGGACUGGUACGAGACACUCAAGUUUUCCACAACAGAUACAGACAACAGUUGGAAGCUGAAUUAGAGAAAGAAGGAUUCAUCAAUGAUUAUUCAGGGAAAUCCACUAUGCGCUACACAGACUGGUCCAAAUGUAGACCAGCUACGCCUGUCAGCUAUAUCCAGAAUGUUCUAGCUGAGCUAUUUGGAGGAUAAAAUACAACUACAUAAAUGAUAUCAAUCAACCAAAGAAUUAUCCAUAUACCUAGAUACCUUGGUUAACAUUGUAUCUAUAUUUGUGCAAUAUGUUACAAGAAGGUCUUGCCCGAGAGUCAUACUUCUUCGAC